AGUAAUGACAACAUGCUCGGCUGUGCAGUUUGUAAUUUCGCUCUCGCUGGUUCAGGCAUCGAAGCUGCGAGACGACUGGGUUACUAGAGGCUAGAGAGGACUGCGUCGAAGUCGAGAUUCGUCCACUGUCGGAACUCGGAAAGCCCCGGAAUUAGGGCAAAAAUCACACUGAAUUGAAGACUGCAGCUUAAGCGAUUCCAUGGCAGUUCCGAUUGAAGAAGCCAUUGCUGCUCUGUCCACAUUCUCGUUGGAGGAUGAGCAGCCGGAGGUGCAAGGGCCAGGGGUUUGCGUGUCCACUGAGAGAGGUGCAACCAACAGUCCCGUUGAUUAUAGUGAUGUUUCUGCAUACCGCCUUUCUCUAUCAGAAGACACAAAAGCUCUUAAUCAAUUGAACACACUUAUUCAAGAGGGGAAGGAGAUGGCAUCAGUGCUGUAUACAUAUCGCAGUUGCGUCAAAGCACUUCCUCAGCUUCCUGAUUCUAUGAAGCACAGUCAGGCUGACUUGUAUUUAGAAACUUACCAAGUUCUGGACUUGGAAAUGAGUCGUCUGCGUGAAAUCCAGCAAUGGCAAGCGUCAGCUGCUUCAAAACUAGCAGCUGAUAUGCAACGGUUUUCUCGGCCUGAGAGACGUAUCAAUGGCCCUACAAUAACUCAUCUCUGGUCCAUGUUAAAGUUACUUGAUGUUUUGGUGCAACUUGAUCAUCUUAAAAAUGCAAAAGCAAGCAUACCUAAUGACUUCUCUUGGUAUAAAAGGACGUUCACUCAAGUCAGUGUUCACUGGCAAGAUAUUGAUUCAGUAAGGGAGGAGUUAGAUGAUCUACAGAUUUUCUUGAGCACUAGAUGGGCUAUUUUAUUAAACUUACACGUCGAGAUGUUCCGUGUAAACAAUGUAGAAGACAUUCUCCAAGUUCUCAUAGUCUUUGCUGUUGAGUCAUUGGAAUUGGAUUUUGCGCUUCUUUUUCGAGAGAGACACAUUCUUCUUCGUGUUUUGCCUGUUCUUGUUGUCUUGUCAACAUCAUCAGAGAAGGAUAGCGAGUCACUUUAUAGAAGGGUGAAAAUCAAUCGAUUGAUCAACAUCUUCAAGAAUGAUCCAGUCAUCCCUGCAUUUCCAGAUCUUCAUCUUUCUUCUGCUGCAAUGUUGAAGGAAUUAUCAAUGUACUUCCAGAAAUUCUCUACCCAAACCCGUCUUCUCAGCCUUCCGGCACCUCAUGAGCUCCCACCUCGUGAGGCACAAGAAUAUCCUAGGCAUUAUCUGAUUGUAAAUCACAUUGGCGCUAUUCGUGCUGAGCAUGAUGAUUUCAUAAUUCGUUUUGCUUCAUGCAUGAAUCAGCUAUUGUUGCUAAAAUCAACCGAUAGUGCAGAUGUUGAAUGGUGUAAAGAAGUCAAAGGAAACAUGUAUGAUAUGGUGGUAGAGGGUUUCCAGCUUUUAAGCAGGUGGACUGGACGCAUUUGGGAACAGUGUGCAUGGAAAUUUUCUCGUCCCUGCAAGGAUGCAUUUCCUAGUGAAUCAAAUGAGUCUUCAGCAUCAUAUUCUGACUAUGAAAAGGUAGUUCGAUAUAAUUAUACUAAAGAAGAAAGGAAAGCGCUGGUUGAGCUUGUUAGCUACGUGAAGAGCAUUGGAUCGAUGAUGCAGCGGUGUGAUACGCUUGUUGCUGAUGCUUUAUGGGAAACUAUCCAUUCUGAGGUCCAAGAUUUUGUGCAAAACACAUUAGCUGCUAUGUUGCGAACUACAUUUCGGAAGAAGAAGGACCUUUCAAGGAUUCUUUCUGAUAUGCGGACCCUUUCAGCAGACUGGAUGGCAAAUACAAGCAAGACUGAAUCUGAGCUGCAGUCUUCGCAGCAUGGAGGUGAUGAGAGCAAAGGAAACUUCUUUUCUCCUAGGCCUGUUGCACCAACUGCUGCACAGGUCCACUGUCUGCAGUUCCUGAUUUAUGAGGUUGUGUCUGGUGGUAAUCUGAGAAAGCCUGGUGGGCUUUUUGGGAAUAUUGGCUCCGAGAUUCCUGUUAAUGAUCUAAAACAGUUGGAAACAUUCUUUUAUAAACUAAGCUUUUUCCUGCAUAUAUUAGAUUACACAGUGACACUCUGGACUUUGACGGAUCUUGGUUUCCUAUGGUUCAGAGAAUUCUAUUUGGAGUCUUCUCGUGUUAUUCAGUUUCCUAUUGAAUGCUCUCUUCCCUGGAUGCUCAUAGAACAUGUGAUUGAGUCCCAGAAUGCAGGUCUUCUUGAGAGUGUUCUUAUGCCAUUUGAUAUCUAUAAUGAUUCUGCACAGCAGGCACUGGUCGUGCUGAAGCAGCGUUUUCUCUAUGAUGAAAUAGAAGCUGAGGUGGACCAUUGUUUUGAUAUAUUUGUUUCCAAAUUGUGUGAAACUAUUUUCACAUAUUAUAAAAGUUGGGCAGCUAGUGAGCUACUUGAUCCAUCAUUCCUCUUUGCCUUGGACAAUGGAGAAAAAUACUCUGUCCAACCUAUGAGGUUCACUGCAUUGUUAAAGAUGUCUCGAGUUAAGUUACUGGGGAGGACCAUUGAUUUAAGAGGUUUGAUUUCUGAACGGAUGAACAAAGCAUUUAGGGAAAACAUUGAGUUUCUAUUUGACCGUUUUGAGUCUCAAGAUAUUUGUGCCAUUGUGGAGUUAGAAAAGCUCCUGGAUAUAUUAAAACAAGCACAUAAUUUGCUAUCCAAAGAUCUUUCAAUGGAUUCCUUCAGUCUCAUGUUGAAGGAGAUGCAGGAAAAUAUCUCCCUUGUUUCCUUUUCCAGUCGGCUCACUUCUCAGAUUUGGACAGAGAUGCAAAAUGAUUUCUUGCCCAACUUCAUUCUUUGCAACACUACUCAACGUUUCGUUCGGUCAACAAAAGUAUCCUCAGUUGCUGUUCAAAAGCCAUCAGUUCCGAAUGCAAAGCCUAACUUCUACUGUGGAAAUAAAGAUUUAAAUUCUGCACAUCAAAGUUCUGUGCGAUUGUUUAGUGGAUUCUUUGGACUACCCCACAUGUUCUCUGUUGUAAGACUUCUUGGGUCUAGAUCAUUGCCAUGGCUUAUUCGGGCACUGCUAGACCAUAUAUCAAAUAAGAUAACGAUGCUUGAACCAAUGAUUACGGGAUUGCAAGAAGCAUUGCCAAAAUCUAUUGGACUCAUUCCCUUUGAUGGAGGUGUGAAAGGUUGUAUGAGGCUUAUUAAAGAAAAUCUUAACUGGGGAACAAAAUCAGAACUGAAAGCUGAGGUUCUACAUGGAAUAAAGGAGAUUGGAAGUGUGUUGUAUUGGAUGGGGCUUCUUGAUAUUGUAUUGAGAGAAGUAGACACUACAAAUUUCAUGCAAACAGCCCCUUGGUUGGGCUUGAUUCCUGGUGUAGAUGGGCAAAUAUUGCAUUCUCAAGAUGGUAGAGACAGCCCACUUGUUUCCCUCUUCAAAUCAGCAACUGGGGCCAUCGUGUCAAAUCCUCAGUGUUCAACUCCAAUGCCCUUUCGAACAAUAUCAAAGCAGGCAGAAGCGGCUGAUGUCUUGUACAAGGCUAACAUGAACACUGGAAAUGUACUGGAAUAUUCCCUUGCUUUCACAAGUGCAGCAUUGGACAGAUACUGCACCAAAUGGAGUGCUGCUCCCAAGACAGGUUUCAUUGAUAUUACAACUUCAAAGGACUUCUAUCGUAUAUUUAGUGGCCUUCAAAUUGUUUAUCUGGAGGACUCUGUUCAGGUUUCACCAAGCAGUAACUAUGUAUUGGGUGAUUCGGUAGCUUGGGGUGGCUGCACAAUAAUAUACCUGCUUGGGCAACAGCUGCAUUUUGAGCUUUUUGAUUUUUCAUAUCAAGUCCUCAAUGUGGCAGAAGUGGAGGCAGCAUCAGUCACACAAACACACAAGAAUCCUCAUUUUUCUCAGGGUUGGGAAGCCUUACUAGAAGCUAUGAAGAAGGCAAGAAGAUUAAACAAUCAUGUAUUCUCCAUGCUGAAAGCACGUUGUCCACUGGAAGACAAGACAGCUUGUGCCAUCAAGCAAAGCGGAGCUCCUCUCCAUCGGAUAAAAUUUGAGAAAACUGUGUCUGCAUUUGAAACCUUGCCACAGAAAGGUUCCUGAGCUGAUUUGGCCAAACUCUUAUCAUAGUUUUUCUUCCUUUUGGUACGUGUCUUUGUUUAAGGUGAGGAGGUUGUAGUGAAAUAUUUUCUUGAACAAACACCAGAAGCCAGUAUGAUUUCAUAUUUGUCCAGACUUAAGCUGGAAAUAGUUUUUAGAGAGAGAGACGAAAGGAAAGAGAGUCGGAGAGAGAUCUUGAAGGCCUGGACAUUGGCACCAUUGUACAUUGCAUGAUCCUUUAAACAUAUCUGCUCGUUUAAGAAAUACCAUAAUAAUAUUUAUAUAUGGAAGAUUGGUUGGUUA
Molecule: messenger RNA, 4360 nt
Organism: Malania oleifera
Lineage: Eukaryota; Viridiplantae; Streptophyta; Magnoliopsida; Santalales; Ximeniaceae
Product: protein PIR
Exons: 31
Coding region: 200-4060 (1286 amino acids)
Biological process (GO): cell morphogenesis; regulation of translation; regulation of actin filament polymerization
Cellular component (GO): SCAR complex
Molecular function (GO): small GTPase binding; RNA 7-methylguanosine cap binding
Source: RefSeq, a predicted model, not a curated record